CAGCAGAGAGAAGUGUGUCGUCACACAACACUUUGCGGAUCACUGUUGGGCCGGCAGAACAACGGAAACCAGAACUGAGGCUUGAUGACGAGUGAUGUCAGACUGCGGCCUUUUUUCUCAACAGCAGUUUUGGAUCUCUUCCUCAGGAUUUUGCGGUGCAGGUACUCCACCCUGGCACUGGCCGCCGCGCUGAAGAACUGCUCACACACCAGCAGCCUGAGCUGGGAGAGUUUGGCCGCCAUGAGCGUCAUGAGGAGCAGCGUGAGCAGGAUGGCGCUCAGCGGGAACACGGAGUCGUACAGCAGCAGCCGCGGCUCAGGCAGGCACCGCUUCUCAAACAAAGUCACGGAGGCUAUAAACACGGCGAGCACCAGGAAGCUGAUAACGGGAAACGUCCAGUCGGUCACGGUGGAGACCGUCUCCACCAGGAACUGGGCGUAUUUCACCGUCUCGUUCAGCCUCCGCUCGGCUUCACCGAUUGUCAACUGGAACUGCUCCGAUUCUAAUCUGGGGGAGACCUUGAGCUGCGAGUCGAGUCUCAGCACUCCUAAAUCCGUCACCCCUUUGAGCAUGUUCCCUAUCCACUUCAGCAUCUCGAUGUUACAAAUCAUGCUCCUGACCAGGCGGCUGAGGUUCUCCAGAGUGUUCCGGAUGUUCCGCAGAACGACCACGCUGGUCCCGGCGGUCAGCAGCAGGUUCCGACUCUUCUUCAUGAAAAUGGAUAUUACAAACAGAGCCCCGAAGCACCUUAUUCUCUUCGACAGGGAAAGGGCGACCGUCACUAAAAUCCCAAAACAUCCAGAAAACGCCACCGCCACAGCUGGUUGG
Molecule: messenger RNA, 828 nt
Organism: Menidia menidia (Atlantic silverside)
Lineage: Eukaryota; Metazoa; Chordata; Actinopteri; Atheriniformes; Atherinopsidae
Source: the annotation of a GenBank genome assembly